UGUAAAUACCUAGCAACCAAACAUAUUAUAUAUUAAUAAGUAUAAAUUGAUCAUUGCAUAUUUCUCAAUACUUUAACAUUGGAAUUUAACAAUUUGAGGAUAUAAAAUGUAUCUAACCAGAAAAGUAAUGUACUCAAGUAAUUUUAUUAGACAGGAAACCAAACAAAUGAAAUUUUUCCAGUAUAAUAAUCAAAAAAAAAACGGGAACAAUCAAGAUUAUCUUAAAGAAAAUAUACAGAGGUAUAAAGACUGCAUUGAUGGUAUAAAAAUAAGACAGCAACCUGAUAAAUGUACAAAAAAAUGUGAUCUAGAAAAAAAAAAACAUAAUUUGAUAAAUGAUGAACAGAUGUUAAUACCAGAGGACAAAAUGAUGAAAGAUGCACUAAAAGAUUUAGAAGAUCAAAAAUAAAAUUUAAAAAUACCGUAAAAAAAAUAAUACAUUUAUUGAUAUUCAUUUAUGUACGAUGUACCU
Messenger RNA from Acyrthosiphon pisum (pea aphid), 472 nucleotides. RefSeq lists its product as uncharacterized. The transcript has 2 exons. NCBI's taxonomy places the organism in Eukaryota, Metazoa, Arthropoda, Insecta, Hemiptera, Aphididae. The record is from RefSeq and is a predicted model, not a curated record. Bases 107 to 409 code for a protein of 100 amino acids.